Molecule: messenger RNA, 3635 nt
Organism: Labrus bergylta (ballan wrasse)
Lineage: Eukaryota; Metazoa; Chordata; Actinopteri; Labriformes; Labridae
Product: kiaa0895l
Source: RefSeq, a predicted model, not a curated record
UUUCUUCCAACACAUCCGCCGCUUCCUGGCCGGCCCAGGCAGCCGCCUCAGGCCCCGCCACACACUGAACCGUUAUCCGCUUGUCAUCACUUUCGUGCCGGGAAACACGGAGCUCCUCUGCCCGGUCUGCGGGGAGCUGAGAGCGGAUGAAGAGGCUGAAAUCCUCCGCAGACGUCCCGGGACCCGCUGACUGGUAAAUGUUCACCUGUCGGUUCUGUCCACAGCGUCGGGGCAGGAGGAAGGUGGAGCCUGAGGCGUGGUUGCUGUGGUGAUGGUGUUGGACUCAGGUGAGGUCUUCAUGGAUCAGGUAGAGGUUGUCGGGAGCAGCAGGGAGCGGUCCGAUCCGAACAAAAGCACCGCCAAGCCGAGACCGCCGGCCAAGAGGAGCGAUGUCGCCAAGAAGGAGAAGUUGUCUCUCAACGGACUUCCUGUUCAGACAGGAAGCAGCCAUGCGUUGCCCAGGAGGUCAUCAUCAUCUGCAUCAUCAAGACCGCCCCUCCGACGCCCCCUCAGCCUCGAGAUGACCCCCCACUACCUGCGUGGGUCACGGGAGCAGAUGGCCGACAGGCGGGUGGUGCAGCCCCCGUGGCGCAGUGGCUCAGCCGCCCCCUCGCCCCCUGCCCGCAGCCUGACCAGCCCCAGCCUGGGCACCGGGGGCUGGAUGCGCCGCAGUGGGAGCACCUGCUCCGUCAAUUACCCCAUCGGGCUGCGAGCAGGCCGGGGGCAAAUGAGACCUGCCACCUCCCUGCCACACAUAGCCAAAGGGAUGGGCGGCGGGACGCUACCCACACCCACCCGGCCGUGUCUGUUGGUGGCGCUCCGACCUCUGAACCUGGAGCAAGAGAAGCAGACCUUCUUCCUGUCAGACUACAAGUACGAGCCUCAGUUUGAGUACGCUCAGCCGGAGCCACGGAGCGUGCUGGACAAGUACAGAGACGGCGCCGGACUCUUCCUCGAACAGGCGGUGGGGAUCAUGGAGUGCGUCCUCAGAAAGUUUGACUCCUAUGAGAACUUUGAAGAGGUGACGGGCGGCAGCGUCCUCCCGAAAAGUCAGAUCUGGGCGGCUGUUCGAAAGUAUCUUCAGAAAGAAGGAUGUGUGGGAGAGGUGGUGGUGCGUCUCUCUGACGAGCUGCUGUCUCAGGCCGUGAUGGUGGUGGAGAGCUGUCGUCCCACUCUGACCAUCAACCUGUCGGGGGCUCGGCAGCAUUGGCUGGAGGGGAUGCUGAGGCACGAGAUCGGAACUCAUUACCUGCGCGGUGUGAACAACGGCCUGCAGCCCUGGGCCUCCUCCGAAGGCAGGAAGCAGUUUGGUCUCAAACCGGCCAAUCCCACGGAGGAGGGCCUGGCGAGUCUGCACAGCGUGUUGCUACGGAAACAGCCGUACCUGUGGCGCGCGGCAUUGCUGUACUACACAGUGUUCCAUGCCGCCAGCAUGAGCUUCAGCCAGCUCUUCGGACACAUCGCACGCUUCGUCCAGGACCCAGACGUCCGCUGGGAGUACUGCCUGAGGGCCAAGAGGGGCCAGGCGGACACCUCACAGCCAGGUUGCUUCAGUAAAGAUCAGGUUUACCUGGACGGGAUCCUCCGAAUCCUUCGACAUCGACGAAACAUCGACUUCAAGAUGUUGACUUCUUUAGGGAAGGUGUCUUUCGAAGACGUGGAGCGACUGCGGCCCCUGGCGUCCCUCCAAAGGACCAGAAUCCCGCACUUCAUGAGAGACCAGGAGCGUUACCUUCAACACCUGGAUAACAUCGUCUCCGUCAAUGACCUCGAUGAUGCAACGCUGCAACAUCUGCUGCCCUGAAACGGCUCGCCCCUCCAAGCCCCGCCCCUUCCCUGACUCCCCUGACACCGCCUGGCUCCAGGAAGAGGAGGAGCCUAGUACGGACUGUGUCAUGUGAUGAAUAUCAUUUUAAACUUGUCAGUAUUAUCGACGCUUUAUCGGAGCGAUUUUUGUAAAACUUGAAUGAUUGGAACAAAAGGGACGAACACACGAACACCUCGUUCACACGUCUGUCUCAUGCAUGUUUAUGUGGCUUCUUCACUGAGCCCACCGCACUUCAGGUGCCACCCCCCCCCUUUCUUUACUCCUGUACUAUGAAUUUACCUCAAUACUGCAACUCUAUGAUGUAACCUACAUUAUAUAUGUACUCUUACAUAAUCCGUGCAUCCAGCGCCUGUACAGGACUCUGCUAAUCACACGCUUUAUUUAUGCAAUUAUUUAAGUUUUUUUACUUCAACAGAACAAACUGAAUGUCUCUGGUUUUAGUAGCUUUAGACCUUUUUUUAGACAACAUUGUUUUAUGCCUUAGCGUGUUUGCAUUUAAAAAAAAGCACACCAAGGACAGCCGAGACUGAAUCUCUAAAUAAGUGCCAGUGGACUCUUAGUAUUAAGAAGAAAAUCUCAGCAUUAACAGGACAGCUGUUGUUUCUGUAUUAGAAGUGUCCUUGGUGGUCUUUUCUUCUCAGUAUGCUAUUAAGCUCCGCCCUCCAAGGAAACCAAACUGACUUCAGCAGCGUUAAAGGAACAGUUAUUAAAUCGCUAUAAAGUCGCUUUCUUCUAGAGCGCCACAUGGAACGAUUGAUGGCGCUCUGUGAAAUGAUAAGCUCUGUUUGAAAAAAUAAAAAGUGAUGCACACUCAGUUCAGACUUUACCAAACACAUAUUUACGGUUUCGGCUGUGUUGAAUAAGCCAGCCUCCGGGAAGUGCGCCGACCAUUGAAGCCAAAUUUACAUGGUGGCCAAACCUGGUAUUGCGGCGCCACGCGAUGCCGUUGGGUCCAAACAGACUUUUUCUCUCUAGUUCAUGUUGGGAAAGAGACGUCUAUUAAUCAGCAGAUUCGGGGCGCUGGUGGCACAGUGGUUAGUGCGCGCGCCCCAUGUACAGAGGCUGCAGUCCUCCGAGCAGGCGGCCCGGGUUCGAAUCCCACCUGUGGCUCCUUCCCCGCAUGUCACUCCCCACUCCUUCUCUCUCCCUGAUUUCUGACUCUUAUCAUCAUAUCUCUCCAUUAAAGGCCCAAAAAUAAAUCUUAUAGUUAAAAGUUAUAGAUCUCAUUAGAUUUGAUCGUAUUGAAGUUCAAAUUCUUAACGCAUAGAGACCAGAGUGGCGUGCAAUCUUUUCUCGGUGUACAGGUUUUCACGGCUCAAAGCGUGUAACUGUUCCUUUAACGUGUCGUGUACACGCCAAAAAGGCGCUCUUUUUGUUUUGAUCGGUGGCUGAUCUGUCAUAGCUCCACGUCCAGACGUGAUUGGCCGUCUGGAGGAAGCCGGGUGUCGCGACGCCUUCGAUGGGUUAGAACUCAUCUGCUGUAGCUAAACGUGUUUUCGUACACCGCUUUUUACUGUUGGUCACUUCAACCUUCAGACGUCAGUCGGGACGUAUGAGAGGCCACGCCGUCUGUGAGCAGAAUCAAAACCAGGACGUGGACCACAGGAGUCCCACUCUGAACCUGCAUUUGAAAUACUUGAUUAGAAGAAGAGUUCACACGUUCAGCCGUUUGGCGAGCAGCAGCGUUUGAAACUCCUCGCCAACCUUCGGCCUGAAUGCACCUGUUUGUAACACACGAAUGUCGCACAAGUGCUUUAUGUUCUGGAAACUUGUUUCCAGUUUAUUUAUUAAAAAGUUCACAAACCAG